AGGGCGCCAGUAUCACAUGUUUGCCGAUAGCGGAAGUUGUGAGCGUCUGUGUGUGUUUAUGUGAGUGCCAUUUAGUAGAUCUCUAUCCUUUAUGAUCUCUUUAUAUAACUCACAAUCACAAACAUGAAGGCCAUCAUACAGAGGGUCACUAAGGCCAGUGUGAGCGUGGGAGAGGAGCAGGUCAGUUCAAUAGGACGGGGACUGUGCGUGCUGCUGGGUAUAUCAGUGGAGGACACCCAGAAGGAUGUGGAUUAUAUAGUGCGCAAAAUCCUCAACCUCCGUCUUUUCGAUGACGAGAACGGCCGCGCCUGGAGCAAAAGUGUCAUGGACAGAGAGUUUGAGGUUCUGUGCGUCAGUCAGUUCACCCUGCAGUGCAUCCUGAAGGCCAACAAGCCCGACUUCCACGCGGCCAUGCCCGCGGAGCUGGCCCAGCCCUUCUACAACAGCCUUCUGGAGAACAUGAGGUGUGCCUACAAAUCAGAGCUCAUCAAGGAUGGACAGUUUGGGGCGUACAUGCAGGUCAGCAUCCAAAACGACGGCCCCGUCACCAUCGAGCUGACGUCGCCCAAAGGACCCUCGGACCCGAAACAGAUGGCAAAGCAUGAGAAGCAGCAGCAGAGGAAGGAGAAGAGCCGCCCCAAGGCCCCCUCUGAGUCCGGCCGGGAGAAGGGGACCCCGCGCCCCCGCCGGGACCCCCAUGCCAGCAGCGGGGCCGACGGAGACGUGUCUUCUGAUAGGGAGACCUAAGGCCCGGCUGCAGCCUCCUGAAGGCCUUUGACGCACAGCAAGAGUCGGGUCGCCACACCACCGAGACACCUGUCCUACCUCUGCCAACCACUGAACCCCACCACCACCGCCGCGCGCCCUCUCCUCCACCUCGCAUGCCUUCUACAGCAACCCCCCCCCACCCCGGCCACAUUGAGAUGAGUCCCGUACUGAGCAGCCAUUGAGACUCGCCGGAAGGCAGCGCCGGGGAACCCAGGGGGCCGUCUAUCGACCCCUGGAGAACGAGCGAUUUGGAAUAAAAUGCCUUUUUUUUCUUUUUCCUGUGACAUCCAUAACCUAUUAUCUCCAGGCUUAUUUUGUGUUCUGUUGAGCUCUCGGUAUCUGCGUCCUUGGAAUUGUCUCGUCAUCUUCGAGGUCUCCUGUACUUGUUUGAACAUACUUUCUAUUCCUCCGCUGCCGUUUUAUUCAUCUGUCCCUCUCUCCCCGUCUCCAUCUGCCUUUCUUUACCUCCCCCCCUCCCCCCCCAUACAUUAGCACUCAGUGGUUGCCAUGUUGUCAGAGUCCAAAGUCUCAGAGGGAAAAAGGUUCUAGGUGGACCGUGUAAACAGGCAUGUUAAUAUGGAUGCUGGGGUACCAUCUGCAGUCCUGUUUCGGCCGUCAUUCUUGCGUCAGACUCUUGUCACAGUUGUUGCUCGUCAGGGAAUGCGGAAUGCCGUGUUCGUAAUUUAUUUAUUUUAAGUCCUAUUCUAUUAAUGUUCACUAUGCUCCAUCUCUCGCUCGCUACCCUUUCUGUGUUUACUACGGUAGGGGAGGGGAACAGAGAUAGCAGGGGGGAAUUCAACAUAGAAGAGACAUUAAUGACUUCUUCGGCAGUCGAAUUGGUUUGGGAUAGAUCGCGUUUGUUUUGUACCGAAGGCGACAACACUGCCUCUGUCGUCAUCGGAAGACCUGAAUGCCGAAGUCGUCCUUAUAUAAAGAUGUCUGGAGAGAACCGUG
This is a messenger RNA of Gadus macrocephalus (Pacific cod), 1722 nucleotides long. It is a transcript of the gene dtd1, whose product is annotated as D-aminoacyl-tRNA deacylase 1. Gene Ontology annotation, biological process: tRNA metabolic process. Bases 124 to 747 code for a protein of 207 amino acids. The record is from RefSeq and is a predicted model, not a curated record. The transcript is spliced from 6 exons. Gene Ontology annotation, molecular function: D-tyrosyl-tRNA(Tyr) deacylase activity. Gene Ontology annotation, cellular component: cytoplasm. Lineage: Eukaryota; Metazoa; Chordata; Actinopteri; Gadiformes; Gadidae.